Ceratina calcarata is the source of this 2485-nucleotide messenger RNA. RefSeq names its product conserved oligomeric Golgi complex subunit 2 (gene Cog2). Gene Ontology annotation, biological process: intra-Golgi vesicle-mediated transport; Golgi organization; protein transport. Bases 274 to 2370 code for a protein of 698 amino acids. Gene Ontology annotation, cellular component: membrane; COG complex. The transcript is spliced from 8 exons. NCBI's taxonomy places the organism in Eukaryota, Metazoa, Arthropoda, Insecta, Hymenoptera, Apidae. The record is from RefSeq and is a predicted model, not a curated record.
ACGCGAUACCUAAUUCUCAUUUUUGUAUCGAACUCCCUCUUCGUGCGCAUCGCGCUGCACUUCAUGCAGUACUCGUUUGUUGCCGAUUUGGAUUUGUUCCACACCCUUAUGUAUUGUGUACGUUGGAUGUUGGAUUCACGUUCACGUUGUUCACGUUCUCUUAAACCAUUUCCUCACUCGUAAUGUGUCAAGAAAGCUGUCGAGCCUCAGAGGCUAAAUAAACUUGGAACAAAUUCAUUGAGUCAUCGUUUGAUACAAAAACGAUCUGACAUCAUGUCGAAGGAACAUAUUAAUUUACCCAAAGCUCCGAGAGAUCUAUGCUUCUCGGAGCUCGAUUUUAUUCAACAAAAUUUCAAUGUGGACACUUUCCUUCAAGAGCAUAGGAAGAGUACGAAAUUGGAAACGAUGCGAGAUGAUCUCGGGAUAUACUUGAAACUACUCAGGUCUGCUAUGAUCGAUUUGAUUAACAGAGAUUACACAGAUUUUGUAAACCUAUCGAGUAACCUGAUCGGCUUAGAUAAAGCGAUCAAUGAUUUACAAACCCCUCUAGGACAGUUAAGAGAAGAAGUGAUGCAAGUGAGACAAACGUUAGACGAUGAAAUUAUGGCUAUUACUGAUAACGUAAAUGAGAACAAGAAGAUCAGGGAAUAUAAGCAAAGCAUAUUCAGUUUGCAACACAUUUACAAGUCUCUAAACAAGCUGUACUCAAUAUUAUCUUUGACAACGUUUCUGGACAGUCCUGCAAAGAUAGAUAUCCUGGAGCAAGCUGCGGCGGAAUUUAAUCAGUUGCAAUUUCACGUAUCCAGAUGCAAACUGGACGCUGUUUACGACAAGCAGAAAGAAGGUGAGAAGCUUGAACAGUCUUACGUGACGCACCUGAACGAAUUCUUCCUGGCGUGUGUGCAAGAGAAGAACUCAGCUCUGUUAAUCCGUUGUUUAAAAAUUUAUAUUACUCUUGACAAGAUAACCGAUGCCGAGAAUUUAGUGAAGACGGAGAUCGUUGACCCAUUGAUUCGUGGUGUAAUUAACAUAGAGAAUUUACAAACCGACGGGCUACAGAAUAUAUACAACAGAUUGUUGAAUAUUCUAAGCGUAGAGCUGAAGCAAUUGUUGGAUAUCACAUUACACCCAAAUAGAUCGUCUGUAACAGGUUUUAACUUCUUGGUCAACAGUUUUUGGGUCGACGUGGAGGAGAAAAUCGAGCAGUAUAUAAAAUGUAUUUUCGCUCCCGGAGAUCCCGUAUUGUUCCACGCCAGGUACACAGCGACCUUGGAGUUCUUAGAGAAACUGGAAGCUGAGUGUGUCACGCUCGAAUCGCUGACUGCGUUGAAAGAAAAUUCACGGUACAAGAACUUCCUGAAGAAGUGGAAUUUACCAGUGUAUUUUCAAAUCAGAUUUCAAGAGAUAGCUAAUGGGAUCGAAACGGUGUUGAGCGAACCGAUAUCGUCGACUUCUGUGAGAGGCACUCCGGAAUCGCUCACGCGAAAUGAUUUUUCUCUUCACGCUACACUCGUCGUAUGGGAAAAUCUACAAAGAAUUUGGGACAACAGUGUGUAUCUGUGUCAGCUAUUUCACAGAUUCUGGAAGUUCAGUCUCCAGAUAUGUGCCCGGUAUCAGACGUGGAGUGAAACGGUGCUGGAAGAAGUUUGGCCUAUAGAGAAUGAAAUGGGGAACCUGAGCAAAGUAGAGCACUCCACGAGGCUUAACUUUUUAAUUUGUUUGUACAAAGAUGCAGAAAAAUUUGUGAACAUACUUCCAUCUCUGCUGGAGAUAGCUCGAUCGAAACUUAAAUUGGAGACUCCGACGGUGUUGAAACUAUUAGAAGAUUCGCUCGGCGAAACGAUCAAGAAUUUGAAAACGAUUUGGCCGAAGAUCACGGAGGAAAUCGUGAACGAACUGUUGAAACGGUGCGUGGCGCAUUUGAAACAAGUCAGUGACAUACCGAGAUUGUUUAGACGAACAAAGAGGGACGUGCCAACGAAGCCGUGUCCUUACGUAAAGAAUGCUCUCGCGUUUCUGAUCAACUUCCAUACCGAUUACAAGAAAGUGAUACCGGAAGAUGUUGACGAUUGGCUGAAACUGGCUCUCUCAUCGUUGACUGAGCAUUAUCUAGCUUCCGUGACGGACGUUCUAACUUCCGUGCAAAAGACUGAGGAGAGUUUGAGAAGAUUGAAGAAGAUACGCGAUAAAUCUACGGGAUCUCUUUCGUCCGAAGUUCAAGGCAUCAGCGACGAUGAGAAGAUAAGAAUUCAGUUACAAGUCGAUGUACAAGCGUAUGCUAACACGAUUACGGAGAUGGGAAUUUCAACGUCCAGUGUUCUCCACGUCAAUGAAUUGUUGAACGCUGUUGCAGCGGCAGUGAAAAGGUAAUACCCAAAUGAAUUAAAACAAGACCUCUCGUUUCACGUUACACGCCUGAACGCGUAUAAGAUGUACAUAUUUACAUACAGCUGCAAUAAAACAGUUAUGUUACUUUCUCCGUUUA